CCCACUGCCCCAGUCACGACUUUGUCUGCGAUAUAUAUAAACCUAAACAAAGUAGGGUUUAGGGUUUAAGCCCCUCUGCUUUCCAUCCUUGCCUGUGCUCUGAAGAGUAAAGAGAAAGAAGAAAAAAGAAGAAAAUGGUGGCAGAUAAAGGGAAGAAGCAGAAGGUAGAAGAUAAAGACGAAAACAGCAGCAUUGACAAAGACCUCCUCCUCUCAAUCGAGAACCUUCAAGCGAUCCAAGAUGAGCUGGAGAAGAUCAAUGAAGAAGCCAGCGAUAAGGUCUUGGAAGUAGAACAGAAGUAUAGCGAGAUUCGGAAACCCAUCUACCAGAAGCGAAAUGAAAUAAUUCAAUCUAUUCCAGAUUUUUGGUUGACAGCUCUCUCUAGUCAUCCUGUCAUUGGUAGCCUUCUGACUGAAGAGGAUCAAAAGAUUUUCAAAUUUCUGACUUCCAUUGAAGUUGAAGACUCAAAAAAUGUGAAAUAUGGUCAUACAAUCACGUUUAAUUUUAAGCCCAACCCUUAUUUUGAAGAUACGAAGCUCUUUAAGAGCUAUACCUUCCAAGAGGACGGUACAACAAAAAUUACUGCCACUACUAUCAAAUGGAAAGAAGGCAUGGCAAUCCAAAAUGGAGACGCUAAUGAGAAGAAAGGAAAUACGCGUCCUCCACAAGAAGAAAGCUUCUUCUCCUGGUUCACUGACGCCCAGCAAAAAGAUGAAGAUUUUUGUGACAUUCAUGAUGAGAUUGCUGAGUUAUUCAAGGAGGACAUUUGGCCUGACCCCCUUUCUUACUUCAAUAAUCAAGGAGCUGAAGAUGAAGAAUUUGAGGUUGAUGACGAGGAGGAUUGUGAUGGCUCUGAAGAGGAUGAAGAGCAAGAUGGCGAAGAUGAUGACGACGAUGAAGAAUAGGUUUUUCUGCAAUGUUCUCUUUUAUUCUGCUAUUUGAGUUGUCGUUACUCUUUUAUAUUGCGAGUGUAUGUAUUAGAGAUGAUUAGAAACACCGGGAAAUGGUUGGCUUUCUUCUUCUAUAGGCAUCAAAUCGUAGCAGUCCAUCUAUUUUUUUGUUAUCUUCUCUGUUUUGGGCUGAGAUUACACUCUAUUCCCUGUAUGUUGUGAUAAUUUUCAUGUUAUGUAGGGAACAUUUGAAAGUUCAACUUAUAUUUGUGGUGU
This is a messenger RNA of Cuscuta campestris, 1166 nucleotides long. The record is from the annotation of a GenBank genome assembly. NCBI's taxonomy places the organism in Eukaryota, Viridiplantae, Streptophyta, Magnoliopsida, Solanales, Convolvulaceae.